Girardinichthys multiradiatus is the source of this 1972-nucleotide messenger RNA. It is a transcript of the gene rad51, whose product is annotated as RAD51 recombinase. Bases 323 to 1339 code for a protein of 338 amino acids. Gene Ontology annotation, biological process: mitotic recombination-dependent replication fork processing; DNA strand invasion; mitotic recombination. The record is from RefSeq and is a predicted model, not a curated record. NCBI's taxonomy places the organism in Eukaryota, Metazoa, Chordata, Actinopteri, Cyprinodontiformes, Goodeidae. Gene Ontology annotation, molecular function: ATP-dependent DNA damage sensor activity; single-stranded DNA binding; ATP hydrolysis activity. The transcript is spliced from 10 exons. Gene Ontology annotation, cellular component: condensed nuclear chromosome.
UAGGUGUGGUCAAAUCGAUUUUUUAUUGAAACAAUCUGAAAGCUUUUACUCUGAAUGUUCGCUACCAUAUCUUCCUGUUGACGUAACUGUCGUUGAUGUAAAACGUCAUUACGUUGCAAUCGUUGUUUUGAGCGCGGGAUCUUCGAGGUAUUAAGCCAACAUCGGACAGAAAACGCUGUGAUAAUUCAAUAAAAGCUUCCUUUCAGCUGUGGACUGACUGUUUAGGAAAAAAUCCAAACUGACGCUGUCAAUCCGCCUUGGGGGCUGGCAGCAGCUUUAAGGACAAGGGAAUUCAGGCAUCGAAGGUGGUUUUCCUCAAAUCAUGGCAGUGAGAGGUGAAGCGAGAGUGGAGGCAGAGGUGGAGGUGGAGGAGAACUACGGCCCACAGCCUCUCUGCAGGCUGGAGAGCUGUGGAAUAAGUGCCAGUGACAUCAAGAAGCUGGAGGAUGCAGGAUUCCACACUAUAGAAGCAGUGGCCUACGCACCCAAGAAGGAGCUGCUCAACAUCAAGGGCAUCAGUGAAGCCAAAGCGGACAAAGUUUUAGCAGAAGCUGCAAAACUGGUGCCUAUGGGUUUCACCACAGCUACUGAGUUCCACCAGAGGAGAGCAGAGAUCAUCCAGAUCUCUACAGGCUCUAAGGAGCUGGACAAAUUACUCCAGGGUGGGAUUGAGACGGGCUCCAUCACAGAGAUGUUUGGAGAGUUUCGGACCGGAAAGACCCAGCUAUGUCACACACUCGCUGUUACCUGUCAGCUGCCAAUUGAUCAGGGAGGUGGAGAAGGUAAAGCUAUGUACAUUGACACAGAGGGAACUUUCAGACCAGAGAGACUGCUCGCUGUAGCGGAGAGGUAUGGGCUGGUUGGCAGCGAUGUGUUGGAUAACGUGGCUUACGCUCGAGCAUUCAACACAGACCACCAGACUCAGCUGCUGUACCAAGCCUCCGCCAUGAUGGCUGAGUCCAGGUAUGCCAUGCUGAUAGUGGACAGCGCCACAGCUCUGUACAGAACAGACUAUUCCGGCAGAGGGGAGCUGUCAGCCAGGCAGGGACACUUGGGUCGUUUCCUCCGAAUGUUGCUCCGGUUAGCUGAUGAAUUUGGGGUUGCUGUGGUAAUAACCAACCAAGUGGUGGCACAGGUUGAUGGGGCAGCCAUGUUUUCAGCAGAUCCCAAGAAACCAAUUGGUGGCAACAUUCUGGCACAUGCUUCCACCACAAGGCUGUACCUGAGGAAGGGCCGAGGAGAGACCAGGAUCUGUAAAAUCUAUGACUCCCCCUGCCUGCCAGAGGCUGAAGCCAUGUUCGCAAUCAAUGCUGAUGGCGUGGGCGACGCCAAGGACUGAACUGGAUUUGGACAGAAAGCUCAUUUUGAACUGCACAGUGGUACAUCUGUGAGGGUUUAGCAGAGGUGUCCAACUCAAGUUCUUGAGGGCCGUUGUCCUGCAUGUUUUAGGCCUUUGCUCCAAGACAUCUUGAUUCAAAUGACUGGUUUACCGCCUUGGUAUGUCAUCAAGCACUCAUUAAGUUCAGUUGUGUUGAACCAGGAAAACACCUAAAACAAGUAGAAUACCAGCCCCUGAGGACCAGCUUUGAACACCACUGGUAGUGGUUUGAUAGGUGUUCUGUGCAAGAGCUCAAGGGAAGAGCCAGAUCAAACUGUUCUCUGCAGACCAUAAGCUCUUAUUAAAGUUCAUUUUAUUCAAGAAAGAAAAAUAGCUAAAUGUCUCCUGCACAGACAUAUUAGAUCAAAACCUUUCUUAGUUACAUGAUCAGUAUCAGCAAUAAGAAAUUCAUCGUGUACUGACAAACAAUCUUUAAACAGGCAAUAUUUUUGUCAGGUUUCUGCUUUGUCUUGUCUUGGUUUUUGUCUAAAAUGGCAGAAAACUUUUAUUUAAAAUGUUUAAUCUGUUCUGCCCGGUUUCUCUCGUUUCCAUAUGCUUUAGAACUAAAUUAAAUAUGUUCUGAUUAAAGUCUCA